This is a messenger RNA of Anolis carolinensis (green anole), 4011 nucleotides long. It is a transcript of the gene akap1, whose product is annotated as A-kinase anchoring protein 1. The record is from RefSeq and is a predicted model, not a curated record. Lineage: Eukaryota; Metazoa; Chordata; Lepidosauria; Squamata; Anolidae. The transcript has 12 exons. Gene Ontology annotation, molecular function: RNA binding; protein kinase A regulatory subunit binding. The coding region runs from base 295 to 2751 and encodes 818 amino acids. Gene Ontology annotation, cellular component: mitochondrion; membrane.
AACACAGCCAGGCAUUGAAGCUGCAAAGCUAUUCAGUGCAAUUCAACCAGACCAACAAAGGAUUAACCUUGGUAGAAGGCGGCCAGGCUUUGAAGCAGCGAUACUACUCUGUACUAUUGAAGCUGACCAACCAAAGAUUCCCUUAGCUCACCAAACAAGGAUUCCCAUAAGAAGAAAACGGCCAGGCUUUGAGGCUGCAAGGCUAUUCACUGCGAUUCCACCUGGCCAACAGAUUCCCAUAAGACACAGCAACGCGUGGCUGGGCACAGGUGCAGUUGCUGAGUUGCUGAAGAAAUGGCGCUGCGCUUCCGCGCUUUCCUUCCCUUUGCCAUACCCGGGGUGCUGGCGCUCAUUGGAUGGUGGUGGUUUUCGUCGCGUAAAAAGGAGCGGGCCAACAACCACGACAGGCAGGAGCUACCCAGCUUGGAAGAGCACAGAACAGGCUCUGCUGCGAAGGAAGACGCGCAGCCAAGCAAUGAACUCUUGUUGCCUUUGGAAGCCAAAUGGGCUGCUCGGUCUUCGGUAGAACAGAACAACAGCUUGGAUCCUUCAGAUAGAAGAACGACCAUCGGAUUGUGCACGCUUCAGGACGACAGUGAAAAACUAGAAGUGAUGAGGUGUCAAGGUAUGUUGGGAUCCCGAGCACUCGAGUCCUCCCCUCCAGCUGCGCCAAUAGGAAGCGUCAGUGGGGAUUCCACACAAGUUGCAACCCAGGUGCCCGAAGCAAUUUUUAUGACAGGAGUUCUGCCGGACUCAUCUCGUUUGGAGACAUCUGACGAUAACGCUGAAGAUCUAAUAGUCCGGAACGACUCCAAAGAACGCCAGUGUCCUAGCAUUGAUACUGCAAGUGCUGACUCUCUGCCCAUUCCCUGCUCCGAUGUGGCACACACAGCCCCCGCAAAGGAGGAGAUCAUUGGUGGCGCUGUUGUUGAGACGGAGACCACCGACGUUGAGAUGCUCGCUGAACCCACUCGCUCAAAAUUGUCACAGGAAGUAGAGACGUCCAGUUCAAAGGCUGGUAAAACGUUGAACCACUACAGGUAUGGAGAUGAGGGACAGAAGGAGAUGGAGCGGAUCGGAGGCAUCAGGUUGGACAAAGAGGAAGUCGAGAACAUUGAGCAGGUUGCCAUACAUAUAAUUUCCAAUGUCAUCCGAGCAGCCACCGAGGAAGUUCUUUCUGGGUCGGGGAACAAUGUGUCGGACAGGAUCUGUCAAAUGGCCAGUUGUGUCGACAAACACCUGGAGAAGAUGUGCACGAGCGCAGAAUCCAGCACAAUGCGCGACUGCGCAGCAGAGAAGGUCCCUGCCUUAGAACGACCUCCCUUCCUAGAAGGAAGCGCCGAGCAUCAUCCGGUGUUCUCGAGCCACUUGACCCACGGUCGCCUGAGGAACCCCACUUGUGGUCGGUCUCAGGACUCUCUCUUUACUGGGCAGCCUCCCAGCGACGACGCCGUCACCACGGACCAUGAGGAGGAGUCUGAAGACGGACACACAGAAGAUUCCGGCUGCAACGCAUGCGCCUCGGAAGACGGGGCUAGCGCAGAGGACCUUCUGAAAACCCCCUUGUCUCCUGCUUUGCAGCAAUGCCUGGACCUGUUGAACAUGCCCAUCAUCAAGGACUCGGCACUGAGCAAAAAGCCUUUCUCCUCUACGCUCGCAGAAAGCAAGGUGCCCUAUAGCAAUGGGGUGCUGAAGGAGGAAUGCGCCCCUCGGGGCCACGAGCAGGCCUGGUCGGUGGAAGCGGAUGCAGAGCACUCCGGAGACUCAGAUGUAAAUAGCAUGGAUUCCAUGGACAGUGAGUGCGCCCUCCGAAAGAAUGGCAGCUGCCCGAACUCAAAGGCCGGAUCAGACCCUCUCAAGACAGAGCUUGUUAUCUGGGAGAUAGAAAUACCAAAGCAUUUAGUCGGGCGCCUGAUAGGCAAGCAGGGGAGGUCUGUCAGCUUCCUCAAACAAGCAUCCGGUGCCAAAAUCUACAUUUCCACCAUACCUUACACUCAGGACUUCCAGAUCUGCCAUAUAGAAGGCUCUCAGCAAAAUGUUGACAAAGCCCUGAGCUUGAUUGGGAAGAAGUUCAAAGACCUGAGUCUCACCAACAUCUACACGCCGCCCCCUCCCUUGUUGCCUUUGCAUUCCCUCCGCAUGAUCUCCUGGCUCAUGCUUCCGGAAGGGGUCACCGUGGAAGUGAUUGUGGUCAACCAGGUGAAUGCCGGGCACCUCUUUGUGCAGCAGCACAUGCACCCCACGUGCCACGUCCUUCGCAGUCUCGACCAGCAGAUGUUCCUCUGCUAUUCCCAGCCUGGGAUUCCAACCCUACCGACCCCCGUGGAAGUGGGUGCCAUCUGUGCAGCGCCGGGAGUGGAAGGGGCCUGGUGGCGGGCGCAAGUGGUGGGAUACUUCAAAGACGUCGGCGAAGUGGAGAUCAGAUACGUGGACUACGGCGGAUAUGAGAGAGUCAAGAUCGACACCCUUCGGCAAAUCAGGUCUGACUUCGUAACACUACCUUUCCAGGGAGCAGAAGUCCUGCUGGACAAUGUAGUUCCACUGCCAGGUGAUGAUAACUUUUCACCGGAAGCAGACACAACAGUUAGUGAAAUGACCAGAGGGACCCCCCUGCUUGCACAGGUUACAAACUGUGACAGUGCAACAGGCUUGCCUCUAAUACAACUGUGGAGCAUGUUAGGAGAUGAGUUGGUGUCUAUCAACAGGACCUUGGUGGAAAGUGGGCUCGCACAGUGGGUCGAAAACUACUAGGGACGUCUUUCUCUGUUUUCUGGACUAGACUUCCUUCUCCGCCCCCCCCAAACCCCUCAAAACCACCUUAUCCUUUUCCCCUCUUUCUCUCCAAUUUUUGGCACUGUUUCAAAAUUGGGUUUGGCAACUCCCCUUCCUCCCCAUCCCCAAACAUUUACGCUCUCGGCCGGCUGUGAUGUCUUCACCUGACAACAAAGUCUAGAUUGUGUACCUCAUUUUUGCAGGAAGGCCUGGAGUUCGAACCAUAAGCCAUAGGAAAGCGUCGCUUUAACGCCCGUCUCCCCCUUCUCUGCUUCCUCACCCCUGGGUCCAAAAGUGGCAUUCAAAACAAAAAAAAAGAAGAAUAGUAAAUUAUUAUAUGACGGUUAUAAAACAAGGAUGAAAUUGUGCUGAACACACUCCCGUUUCCUGUUGAUCACUGCCUUAAUGUGAGCCGACUUUAUCUGAAAGCGAACCUUUGCUUCCAGAUCCCCCUCCCCAAAAAAAUAUUUAUAUAUUUAAAAAAAAGAAAUGUAAAUCCUGGAAGCGUGUCAUCAUGCACUUUGAUGGCAUUUCUGUGCUUCCAAACAGCAAAAGACAGAUACGAGCAGCCGUGAAAAGCUGAAUAAUAAAGGAUACUGCUGUUUGCAGGUGACUCGAUUAAUUUUUUUUAUAAUUAAGGUUCAUGUAAGAAGCAGGAAAUCACCGUUUUGCAAACCUCCUUAAACGAAGCGAGAACCGUUUUAAUCCCCAGAUCAUUCUUAAAUCGAUUGCCAAGCCUGAUUGUAAUUCAUAACUGUUUUCUAGUUGUGCAAAAACCUGUGUAAAUGUAUAUAAAUUGUAAUAUUUUGUACAAGAGAAAGAAGAAGAAGAAAUAACGGGAGAAACUCAAAAAGGGAACUUCAAGCAAAAUUGGGUUUUGUUUUUCCAUACCAAAUUUUUCCUCUGUAGGUAGAAAUGGUUUGGGGUGUAUUGUUACAGCUGAGCAAAUUAGAAGGUGUGAAGGGUUUUUUUUGUGACCUCUCAUGUACAGGAUGACAUUUGUCCCCUUAGCUUGCUGUAUGGUCAGAACGGUCAUUCACUCUUUGCUACUUUUUUGCUGUACAGAUCUUGACUUAAAAGGGAAAAAAAAAUAAUAUUUGGAAUUAAUAUUGCAGUGGUGUGUCUCAAUUUUUUUUUUUGUUCCUUGUUAUAGAUUGGUUUCGGAAGUGGAAUUGGAAAAAAAGAAAAAGAUAAUUUAACCUAAUUUAAUACUAUUAAAAAUAAAUAAAUUUAAAGAUU